AUGCAUGGCGCCGCUGUCGCACGCAUCGACUCGUUCUGCAUCUCCCUCCCACUCUCGACGUCCCUUCCCGUCCGUCGUUAUGCCGCGCCUCCCCUCCGUGCCACUAAAUCCGCCGCUAUUGCCGCCGUUGAAGGCGCCGGCAACGCAGUCAAAUUAGCUGCUUCCCUCCCGCCCUUCCCCUCCCCAUUCCCCGCAUCCUCCCCCUCAUCCUCCGCCGACGCUUCCGCCUCUUCCGCGUCUUCCGCCGCCCCAGCUUCCCCGCCUCCCCAGAGCAAGCGGCAGUACGCGAUCGGCGCGCUGCAGCAGCUGCCCGCCGUGUCGCCCGCUGCGGAAAUCAUCGGCACGGCGCUGCGCCGCGCCAAGCACGUGCGCGCGAGCAGAGGCAUAAUGAAUGCAGCGAAGAGGGAGAGGAGCAAAGGCGCGCAACAACUGGACUGCCUCACUAAGGAGAUCAGCGGUCCACUGGGUCGCUACGUGCGCCUCUUCCCCCGCCGCCCCCAGCUGCACCCCUUUGAGAGCUGCCUGGUGGAGCUCACUUUGGGCGAUGGGGUGUAUGAAGAGGUGCUGUCUCGAGUGGACGCCCUGCGCAAGAGGGUGCUGGACGUGGGCAAGAACGCUGCCAGCCUCGUCAACAAGACGAGCACAGUGAAGGAGGCGGAGCAGGCCACAGCACAGGGCAUGGCACAGGUGGAGGAGCUGUACACGCGCAACAGCCAUGUCGUUGAGAGGCUCAAAGAGAUCACCAAGAGGCUGAGAGCCAUACCGGUGGUGCGGCCGGACCUGCCAACGCUGUGCCUGGUGGGGGCGCCCAACGUGGGCAAGUCAUCACUCGUGCGCGCCAUCUCCUCUGGCAAGCCCGAGGUGUGCAACUACCCAUUCACCACGCGGGGCAUCAGCAUGGGGCACUUCUAUGUGGAUGGCAACAAGCACCAGGUCACAGACACACCAGGCCUGCUCUCCCGCCCUGAUGAGCAGCGCAACAGCAUAGAGCUGCUCACCAUCGCAGCCAUCACCCAUCUGCCCACUGCUGUGCUUUUCGUUCAUGACCCCUCAGAGGAGUGCGGUGUGAACCGGUUGAAGCAGUAUCAACUGUACAGCGAGAUAAAGACAAGAUUUGCCGACCGCGUGUGGAUCGACGUGAUAUCCAAGUGCGACCUGCCUGCUGCUGCUCCCACGGAGGAGCCUCCAGGCGGCCAAUCAGAGGAGGCGGAUGGGGAUGGAAGAAGUGCGGGCCUCGCAGACUUGCUUCCAGAGGGGGCGAGUGAGGAUGGAAGGAGGGAGGGCGAGGAGGGCAUGGGCUCUGGUGGAGAGGCUAGUGAUAUUACCGAGGGCAGACACACAGGCGGCAGCAACAGCAGUGAUUCGGACAGGAGGGAUACAGCUGCGGUGCUGCUGGGUGAAGCCGAGGCAGUGCGGGAAGCACAUGGGGAGGAGAAGGCGGAAGUAGCGGUGACAGCAGCAAGCGUGGCGGCGUGGGAGGAGUACAAGGCUCACGGUGGGCCUGCUGCCGCCCUGAGAGUGUCAACUGUGGCGGGUGUUGGCCUAGCCUUGCCUCUUCUUCCGUUGCUGCUCCAUCCUCUACAUUUUUUUGCAUCUCUCUCAUCACGCCUCCCCCCUCAUCACGCCUCCCCCCUCAUCACGCCUCCCCCCUCAUCACGCCUCCCCCCUCAUCACGCCUCCCCCCUCAUCACGCCUCCCCCCUCAUCACGCCUCCCCCCUCAUCACGCCUCCCCCCUCAUCACGCCUCCCCCCUCAUCACGCCUCCCCCCUCAUCACGCCUCCCCCCUCAUCACGCCUCCCCCCUCAUCACGCCUCCCCCCUCAUCACGCCUCCCCCCUCAUCACGCCUCCCCCCUCAUCACGCCUCCCCCCUCAUCACGCCUUCCCCCUCAUCACACCUUCCCCCUCAUCACACCUUCCCCCUCUUCACACCUUCCCCCUCUUCACACCUUCCCCCUCAUCACACCUUCCCCCUCUUCAUGCUUUCCUCCUCAUUCCCUGCGUUUCCUCUCAACAUGCUUCCCCCCCCAUGCACCCUCACCCGCCCCUGUGCCAGUUGAGGCGAGGGAGUACUCUCCUCCCUCUUUCUUGUUGCCUGCUCAACAUUCUUCAUCUUCUCCCCCCUUGCACUCUCACCCAACCCUGUGCCAGUUGGUGA
Molecule: messenger RNA, 2157 nt
Organism: Closterium sp. Naga37s-1
Lineage: Eukaryota; Viridiplantae; Streptophyta; Zygnematophyceae; Desmidiales; Closteriaceae
Source: the annotation of a GenBank genome assembly